This is a messenger RNA of Serinus canaria (Common canary), 8041 nucleotides long. RefSeq names its product lethal(3)malignant brain tumor-like protein 4. The transcript is spliced from 21 exons. Gene Ontology annotation, cellular component: nucleus. The coding region runs from base 2124 to 4145 and encodes 673 amino acids. Gene Ontology annotation, molecular function: zinc ion binding; protein binding. The record is from RefSeq and is a predicted model, not a curated record. Lineage: Eukaryota; Metazoa; Chordata; Aves; Passeriformes; Fringillidae. Gene Ontology annotation, biological process: regulation of DNA-templated transcription.
AAUGGCGCCGCCGGGCCGGGGCUGCCGGGGCCCCGCGGGCGGAAAGUGCGUUUAAACACCCGAAAGAGGCAAAACCACCGCAAACCCGCCGAUGGACGCCGGCAGAACGCGGACCAAAGUUAUUUGCACGGUUAUAAAGUAGUUACAGUUUCUGAGCUGGUCAUUGCCCAAUUUUGACCCAAGAAGUUGAGGAGAAAAUCGCGGUUAUCCCGCCUGGGAGCUGCUCCGGCGAAACUCCUCGGGACUGUGACAACUCAAAAAUAUCAGCAAACACAUAAAUCCAGUGCAGUAGAAACAGUUCUUGGAAACCUCCCGAAAACCAGAAAGAUUUAAGUUUGAAAACAGAUUUUACAUGACGGAAAAAAACAAAAAACCAUCAAACUUUCUGGCAGCAAAUUCAGAGCGCCGAACUAUUGGAAUGGGGAUUUUGGGAGGGGGAGUCCGCGCUGAAUAAAUAGAGAGAUAAAUAUAAUAAUUCAAAAGUAUCGAUCGGCUGCGGUAGGGGUCGGUGUGGGACAGUCUGAGUGAUGUUUGGUGUCAGGAAAAGGGGAUUAGGACAGUUUUAUGGGCUCCUGCUGCUGCAAGGAAUCGGAUUAGAUUUAUACUAUGAAAACAAUUAAUUUAUUCAAUUACUGCCCAGAUAAGUUUUUGAAAAUAGCCUGUAACUGGGAUUAAGGGAUAAAGAGUUCUGAUAUUUUGUGCCAAGAGACGUUUUAGGUCUAUGUUUUAUAACAUAGUAGAACAGAAGUCAAAAGGAGGGAAAACAGACUUGGUGCUUCAAACUUUCCUUCCCUACGCAGCAAUUAAGAGCAGUCUGAUGUGGUUUAAUCAGCGUUUUGCUUCCUCAGUUCAUGAUCUACAAUCUACUUAGAUUAUACAUUUUUGAGGAUGGGAACAGUCUUUUCCUUAGUGAGUAUUCCUGCUUGGCCACGGGAGAUAUGUAAUGAUGAUUAAUAGCAGUCCCCAGGGUAGUCUGCUGGAUUGCAGUUUUACAAAGUAUUUACAGAUGCAAUUAAAACAGAGGAUGUCUUUGGCCUCUCUGCACUGGUUUUGCCCUGAAAUUGAUUGCACCUUAUUUUGCAAGUAAUCCCAUUAAAGCUGAACGUGUGUGAAAUGAACUGUAAUUCCUGGUGAGUGCUGGGGUGGAAUCAGAGCCCAGUUUGAGCUGCUGAGGAGAGCUGGGUACAACUGCUGGGCAAAGUGUGCAGGGCCAGCUCCGUUUGUUUUGGCCAGAGGUGAUUUAUUCUGUCUUCAGGGUUUCAUUGCCAUAAUGAGCAAGUUGCAGGAGGGUGAGUGGGUACACAUCUAAAUGUACUCUGCAGACCAUUGCUGCCCCACUGGCUCCUCAGGACCUAGGGUCUGUUUUCCUUGCAUCAGCCAUGCUGUUUGUCAGCAAUUUUAUCUCCGUUUCUUUAUUUACUGAAAUUUUAAGUCUUCACACUGAUUUUUAAAAGUAACACUGUGAAUUCAUUUGAAGCAGUGUCUGCCGUCUUACUUUAAAUGUGCUUAAAAUUGUGUUGGUUUAUCUGCAGGAGAAGGCCUGGCUAGCCCUUAUCUCACUUCUAUCUUCAUGCAAACUGUUUAGUGCAGAUACCUCUGGAAAUGCCAAUAUAUUCCAUUGGUGUUGAGGGGGAAGCUUCAGUGUAACCCCUUUAUCCUUUGCCAUUAGUGCUGGUAGUUUUUGAGAGAUGACAUGUGCUGCAAGCCUGACACUGGGACGUGGAAUCAGGUCCUCUCAGGAUGACGAUGGAGAUCAUAAAAUCAUGGAAUACCCUGAGUUGGAAGGGACCCACAGGGAUCAUCGUGUCCAAGUCCUGGCACAGGACACCCCAGCAAUCCCACUCUUUUCCUCAAGCCCUCCAGUUGUGCUGCAUGGGCACAAGAGCGGGAAGAAGGAGACACAGUGGGAUGAAAAAUCAGAUUGGAGACUUGGGGGAAAAAUGACCAAGUGAGUCCUUGUUAAGGAAGCCUGGCAGCUGCACACUCCUGCACGUGGAAUCAAUUAGCACCCAAAGCCAACAGAGAUCUGACCAAGCCCUCUUUCUCCUAAUUAGCAUCACUCACUGUGUUCCGCAGUGCCAAGACAAGCUGUGCCCUGCUCUGAUUCCCAAACCUGUGAGCAAAUGGAUUGCUUUGAGAAUGGAAAGAUUUGUACUCAAACAGGCUCCCAGCAGCACAGGGAGAGCAGUGGCAGUCAGGUGGCUGAGGCUGGCAGACCUGUCAGACGUCUCCGGAGGAAGAGAAGAUUGCCUCUAGAUUCAGAGGAUGAGGAGGAAAAUGCCUAUGAGGAUGAGGAGAAGAAUAAAUCAAAUAAUAUGAAAAGCCGCAGAAACACUAAACCAAUAAAACAAGUGCCUCCUGGAAAGAAGAAAGUAUGGAACUGGUCUUCCUACUUGGAAGAGGAACAGAUGCCAGCUGCUCCCCAAAAGCUGUUCAGAGAGUAUCAGUCAUUCCCACAAGGCCGAAAUGGAUUUAAAGUUGGAAUGAAAUUGGAAGGGGUGGAUCCUGAACACCCCUCUCGAUUCUGUGUUCUCACAGUUGCUGAGGUCCAGGGGUACAGGCUGCGACUGCACUUCGAUGGUUACCCCGAGUGCUAUGACUUCUGGGCUAAUGCUGAUUCCUCAGACAUCCACCCUGUGGGCUGGUGUGAAAAAACAAGCCAUAAGCUGCUCCCUCCUAAAGGUUUCAAGGAGGGAGAAUUUAAUUGGACUUCCUAUCUGAAGAACUGCAAAGCUCAAGCAGCUCCAAAAAGCCUUUUUAAGACCCUCAGCAAUCCUGUCACACCUUCUGGGUUUCGUCUGGGAAUGAAACUGGAGGCAGUGGACAAGAAGAACCCAUCCCUGGUUUGUGUCGCCACCAUCACAGACAUGGUGGAAAACCGGCUGCUGAUCCAUUUUGAUAACUGGGAUGAGAGCUACGACUACUGGUGUGAAACAAGCAGCCCAUAUAUCCGCCCUGUCGGCUACUGCCAAGAAACUGGAACCCCCCUGACAACACCACCUGGACACAGGGAUUCCAAAGCCUUCUCAUGGGAAAGGUACUUGGAAGAAACUAAUUCCCAAGCAGCUCCUGCAAGAGCCUUUAAACUGCGUCCUCCUCACGGAUUCCAGGUUAAUACGAAGUUAGAGGCUGUGGACAGACGAAAUCCCAUCUUGAUAAGAGUGGCAACAAUCAUUGACAAAGACAGCCAUCGCGUGAAGAUACAUUUUGAUGGCUGGGACCCUCACUACGAUUUCUGGGUGGAUGCAGACAGCCCUGACAUCCAUCCUGUAGGCUGGUGUGACAAAACUGGACACGCUCUGCAAGUCCCUCUAGGUGCUGAAGAUCCAGAGGGAGCAGUGGGACAGGUGUGUCCUACUCCGGGCUGCCAGGGGAUCGGGCACGUCCGGGGCCCCCGAUACGGAACACAUUACACCUUAGUUGGCUGCCCAUACUCUGAUGUGAACCUCAGCAGAGAAAACCUCUUACAGGACCGGCUGAGUGGGGAGAGACCUUCCCCUGGGAACAUCAUGCAGAAAGCCAGGAGGCUGGAGACCCCUGGCCCAUUGCUGGGAGCGGGAGAGUCUUCUCAGGGCGACUCUUCACAAUCCAGAAAAUCUGCACCAGACAAUGAAAAGUGGUGUCAAAGCAGCAUCCUCACUCCAUCAGAUCAAUCGGAGGAUAGUCGGGAGAGAGGCUGGGGAGAGGAGGAUUCCUCUGCAGACAUCAAAGCCACGCCAAAAAUGCUCGGGUGCUCACAUGCCUAUAUCAAGUUUCAGCUGGUGAAACAGGAAAGCAAUGGGAAAGGCCCUGAUUCGGAUCUCCAGCAGGCCCUCCACCAGUCUAUCUUCAUGCCUUCCCUGGCCUCUAACCCGACCCACCGCCUCCAUCUCUUCUGGGAGCAGCACUGCAGGCUCUUGCCAGAGGUCUUAGGCCUGACAGCCAAACAAGUUGCCAAAUGGACUGUGGAGGAGGUGGUGAGCUUUAUCCAGCGUUUACCUGGCUGCAAAGAGCAAGCAUCUGUGUUCAGGGAAGAGCAGAUUGAUGGCGAGGCCUUCCUGCUCCUCAAGCAGAAUGACAUCGUUAAAAUACUCAGCAUCAAGCUGGGCCCUGCCCUCAAGAUCUACAAUGCAAUCCUCAUGUUCAAGUCAGCAGAAGACAACUGAGAAGAGGCCUUUGGCAGAUCCAGGAGGAAUUGACAGGGAAUGGGUGUUCAGCUGUGAGCAUUACAACACACCAGGUUGUAAUGUACAGGUGGAUUGAGACUCUGAUGUAUUUUAAGUAGGAUUUAGUAAAAAUGGUUUGAGGUUAUAAAAAUCCUGCCACAGUCCGGAAUAUGGGGCAGCUUCACUUCCAAGAAGAGGAUAAUAUUAUAUUUUGUAAUUGAAUUUGGUUUUGAUAUAUCAAUCUCUUUUUGAGAUCAAGAAGAAACUCCAGUUCUAAGGGGAAUCCAGGGUAGCACUGGUGGAGCUGCAGGAGCAAGAAGAAAGUUUUGAGUAAAACUGGCUUUGUGUUCAGUGAUAGUGCCUGAAAAACUGAGUGACCACCAGCGAGAUUAAUAUGUUCUGUGUAAUAAAAGAGAGAGGAAAAAGAUGCACUUCAAAGCAAUUCCCCCCUGUCCUUCACUGCUGUGACUCACGAGCUGACCAUUUCAGGACUGAUGGUUAAAUUCCACUUUUCCAUACUGAUCCUGGUUGUUGUGAUACCCUUGGCUGCUGGGCUGCUUACACCCCAGCAGGAAGGGAGCAUGGGCAGAGGGUUUCCAUCAGGGAUGGCUUGCUCUGGUUCUGCCAGCAAGCAGAAUGUCCUCAUUCCUGUCAUUCCCUGUCAGGAGGCAAGGGCAGUGCGGGUGGGCUUCGGGUAGCAAGGAUCCCAUAAGGGCAUCUGCUGCUGGAGACAGAGAGGUGUUUUAGCUGUAGUUCUCCCAUCAGUGCUUUUGUGCAGCUCCUUCUGCACCAGGAACAUCUGGCAAAAUGGCACACUCAAGAGCACUUGGGGAUUGGUGUGUUUGUUCUUGCCCUCUCCACUGUCAGCCAAAUGCUAGGAAAAGGAGUUGAAAAGCCAGCAGUGGCCAGAGUGUGUGUGUAAACAGAUUUCCUAGAAACAAGUGGCUUUUCUUUUGAACCAUCCAAACUGAUGAAUGUGAAGUCAUUUGGCCUUUGCCCCUUGAGGUGGGCUUCGAUGUGUUCUGCCAGAGAGCUGGAGGGCAGGGUAGCAGCUCCUCUGCCUCUUGGAGGGGAGCAGGCAGAGCACACAGGGGUGUGAGAGUGGAGAGAAAAUCAGGGCUUAAACAGCAAAAUGAGGGAACUUCCCAAAAGAAAGAGAGCUGCAGUGUGGUGGGGGGAGAGGAGUGGAGCCUGGGUCUGUUCCUGCAUUUGCAGCCUGUCCUCUCCUGGCUGGGAGCACAGGUGGUGCCUGCAGCAGCAGAGGCAGUUUGAGGAGCAUGCUGAUGGAGAUCUGGGGUGGAGGUUUCCACACGGGCACUUCCCAAGUCCUGCUCUCCCCAUGGCAGAUGCACCGAGUCCUGCUGGGCUCCUUGCGCUGUUCCCCUUGCUGCUGGCAGCACCAGCUCCUGGCUCUCCCUCUGGCCACUCUCCCUGAUGGCUGUUUGGCCCUUCUAGAACCACCUCAGCUCAGGCAGCCCCUGCAGCCCUUCAUCCAUAGCUGCCAGGCUGAAUCCUGUGUGUGGGAGCCCCUGGGAGCACUGGAGCUGCCAAAGGCAGGUUCUCCCCUCAGCCUCCGCCAGCCUUUGGGGUGUCUCAGGGCACUGCACGGGGGUGAAAUCCAUCCACAGGCACCUCAAACUCCCUUGGCGUCUCUGCCACCAGCGUGGCUUCCCAGGAGCUGUCAGGAACAGAGCGAACAUGCUGUCCAUGACUGUGUGGUGACACAAGGAACACACUUGUUCCCCCUUCUGUGUCACCCACAUUCUGUGUCCAACCCUCCUGCUGCUGAGAACGUUCUUGGGACUUGUCUGAAGCAGGAGGUUCCUUAAAAUUGUAAGUAGAAUCCACUCCACUGAAGCAAUUCAGUCCUGGAAUAAUAUUUAGAGCAGUUUUUUUCCAUGUUUUUUUUUUUUUAAUAAGAAUUUUAGGAGUUUAAGCCUUCACAGAGAAGACACAGGUUUGGUGGGAUAUUUAAUAGCUGAACCAUUAAGUAUCAGCCAGGCAGCUGCAGGGGAGAAAUUGAUUACAGUGUUAAGGACUAGGCAAGGGGUGAAUUUAGUUUAUUAAAAUACAUUUUUAGUAUGAUAACCAGUGUAUUCACCAAAGAGUCACAUUCCUUUAUCCCACUCUGCACAUCCAAUGUCAACAUUAAGACUUGUAAGUGGCAUGUCCUGUCCUCUGACAGAAAUUGCCUUCUGGGCAAAGCAAAACUGUUUCUUGACAACUGGAACAGCAGAUCCAGAGCUGGGCUGUGUUAUUCCUGGCUCUCCACUGACUUGCUAAAUAAUCCUGAGCCCUUCCUUGCCUCAAUUUCCCCCACUGUGACACCCAGCCAGGUGGGGCAAGUGCAAUUUUGCCUUUUUCUUGUUUCAAGCAGGCAGGUCCUUCCAGAUUUUCUGUUUCACCUCCUUCCUUUGGGAGCCUGAUUUGGAGGACAGCAGAUUGCCUCUAGCAAUAAACCAAAAUAUAAAAUAAUUCAAUUUUUUUUUACUAUAUAUAGAUGGAGGAUGAAGAGAAUCAGUUAAACAAGCCAUGAGAUUCUAGUCAGUGACAUUAUUCAAACAGAAGAGAAAUCUUUAAUCCUUGGGGCUUCUGAGCCAGCUGGAUCAAAGAGGGAAAUGUGUACUUGGAGGUUGUUCAGUGACAGCCAGCACAGUGCUUUCAGCAGGGGGGAAGGAGGAACCUUUUAGGGAUGAAAGAAGGAGGAAUGUGCUUCUUGUGCCUUUUUUUGUAAUCUGAUAAUUGUCUUUGCAGAGCAAGCAAGAAUGUGCACACAUUUAUUACCCACUCCUUUCCCAAAUAUAGCUGUAUUCCAGUUAAAUCCAGCAACAGGACAAAGGACUUCCAGUGUCUUCACUGGACACAUUUAAAACUCGCUGAUAUUUACAAUAUAGCAAAAACCAAAACCAUCUCAUCUGUUAGCCCUGUAAUUUAGCAAUUCAUCGGUUGCUGGUGCCAUUCCAGUUGUGUCAGAACAGCUGGUUCCUGCUGCCUGUCCAAACUCGGCUCUGCCUGUUCCCAGUCCUGUCCAGGCCUGUGGCACAGCCAGGGCUCUGCAGAGGCCUUUGGUUAUCUGAUGCCUUCUGAAAUUUGAAAUGUGCACUUUGAAGCAAAAAUUCAAAAGUUGUGGCUCUGGGGAGCAAAUCUGAAGCUGGUUAAUGCCACAUGGGGUUGAGAUGAUUUUGAGUCUGCUGGAUGUCAGCAAGAACCAGUUGUUGGCCCAGCUGAACCCAGGAGUCUCUUAGCAAUACAGUUAUAUUCCUUACAAGCAACUCGGAGCUGUGUCAAUUCCCAUGGGUCAGCAGUGCAAUUAGGAAUUUCCAGUUCUCAAAAUCUUAUUCCUGGCUGUGGUUUUGUUCCCUUUUUGUUUUUGAAAUACAAAGCAAUCAAAUUUUUCUCUUUUUCUCUCCUUCUCCUCGGCUGGGAGUCCUGUUAAAUUUUUUCUGUGCCAUCACCAACAAUCAUCCCCAUAAUCCAGAAGCAGCAAAUUUCAGCUCUGGCUAAUAAAUCACAUUAAAGUUGGACAGGAGCAUUUGGCAUCGCUGACAGCAAAACUCUGUUGCUGAAGGAAAAGCCCAACACUUGGCCCAGGGAUAAGCCAGUUCAGCUGUACAAGAUUUCCUGCCUGCUACUUUUGUGCCCUACUUAGGGAUUUAUACCACAGAGAGCUUUAAAGAUUUUGACAUCCCCCCCAUGAUGUGAUGAGCCAGCUUACUUUGGAGAUUCCUGUUACUUGAACUGGAAGCACGUGUAGGGGAAGAUAUCAGGGGCUCAGCUCAGCCUCAGAAAUUUCUGCCUGUUCUAAACCAAAUACUUGAGCUUUUCAACACUAGCCAUGACCUUGUACUCCACCGAUGCUUUCCUCUGGAAAUGUGAAUAAAAUUAAUAUAAGUUCA